AUGAAUAAGGUACAAGAGAUCACCUCUCCAAAAUUAUCAUCACAUAAUGAAUCAAUUGUUGCACCAGCUUCACCACCUGAGUUAUCAACGCUACAACAUGCUGAUGACACGGACGAAUCAAUCGAUAGAAUAUCGCAAAGUUGGAGCUCAAAUGUAGGUAGUUGGAUAAUCAAUCAUUAUAAUCCUUCCCCAAUAGUAUGCGAAUGCGGAAUAUGUUGGUUAUGUUUAGAAUCAAGUGGUAGCAGUUUACCUUCCACGACAACCACUGCAAGAACAACUCCAAAAUCUUCAAGAGCAAAUUCAAUUUCUUUAACCCGAAAAUUUUCUUUUUCUUUGAAACCUCAACAAGAAUCUGAUAAAAGACAAGUUCAAUUAGCAAGGAUAAAGAAGCAAUAUCGUAAGAAAUUGGAAGGAAGGUUUGAUUAUAGAAAGAGUUGUGAAGAUUUAGAAAUGGAAUUGCAAAAAUUAAUUACUACGGCCAUUUCAACAGGGGUGGAACAUGGUUUAAUGAAUUCUCCUGUUUAUCAACAAUUCCAAGAUGGUGAAGCCUUUGAAAUUUUUGGUAAACACGAACAAUUUAGGGAAUUGGAGGAAGAUGUUUUAAACAAUGAUAAUGGUAAUGUGGAUCAUGAAAAAAAAUCUUCGAAAUGGAGAAGACAGAAUUCUAACGAAAAUGUGGAGGAGGAUAAUGGUUACAGUUCGUAUAGUUCAUAUAAUUCUUCAUGGAAUCCAUCUUCUCGUGAUUAUCGAGAAAACUCUAACGAGGAGGGAGAAGAAGAUCCAUCAAAUCCAUUUCCAUCAUCUUUUAUUAAUACUUUAAACCUUGGACAAAAUAUUUUUAAUUUUAAUGUAAAUUUAGUUCAUUCAACAACAAAUAAUUAUAACAAGAAAAGGACAAAUAAUUAUUUCAAUGAUAUUGAUAAUAGUAGUCAUACCACUUCCAUAACGAACAAUUACUAUAAUAAUAAUGAUGAUAAAAAUACGAUUAUGACUACUACCACCAAUAAUAAUGAAGAAAAAUCAUCUCAAUUAGGUCUCACUAAAGAAUCUAAAAAGCUUCAAUCGCUAGCCUUAAAGUGCAUGAAUUUUCUGGCAAUGAUGGGAUUUAUGUUCUCAAUGUCACAAGCAAUUGUUUCAAAUUCCCCCGUAGCACCAGCAAUAAUGAACAUUGCGGCUAGAAAUAUUAGAAGUAGAGCAGGGGGAAGGCGAAGUGGGAAUAAUCCGAUUAUGAUGAUUAAAGUUAUUAAAUAUAUGGCCGUUUUAUUUGUCGGAUGGGCUGCUGGCCGUUCCGGAAAAAGACAGAGACAAAAAGAAUCAUGUAAUGAGAAUAAUAGAGUUGCAGAACUCUAG
This is a messenger RNA of Funneliformis mosseae, 1350 nucleotides long. The record is from the annotation of a GenBank genome assembly. Lineage: Eukaryota; Fungi; Glomeromycota; Glomeromycetes; Glomerales; Glomeraceae.